Aegilops tauschii subsp. strangulata is the source of this 1072-nucleotide messenger RNA. RefSeq names its product protein phosphatase inhibitor 2. The record is from RefSeq and is a predicted model, not a curated record. Gene Ontology annotation, molecular function: protein phosphatase inhibitor activity. Lineage: Eukaryota; Viridiplantae; Streptophyta; Magnoliopsida; Poales; Poaceae. Gene Ontology annotation, biological process: regulation of signal transduction.
CCGGGGGCAGAGGGGAAGAGCGUGAGAAAAGAAAUAAGCCACGGAAACACCACACCUCCGGCGCGUGCUCCUCCGCCCCUUGCCCACCUCGACCCCGACCCCGACCCCGACCCCGAUUCGCUCCUCCGCCGCUGCUCCCUCGUCGUCCACCUCGACGCCGAGCUCGUUCCUCCGCCGGAACCACUGCCGAGAGCAGCUAAGGAAAACCUAGAAUAGGUGGUGUUAUCUGGCUUCGAAUUGCUGUCUAGACAUUUCUUGAUCUUCACUCAUCAGAAACUUAAAGCAUGAGCUCCCAUCGCGUGAAGUGGAAUGAGGACAAUCUGUAUGAGAUUGAAUCAAACAAGCCAGUGAGGCAGAAGAUAACCGAGCCCAAGACACCGUAUCACCCUAUGAUGGAUGAAGAUGGGUCACUAUCACCAACACGCCCUUUCGACAAGUGUCUAGAUGAGACUGUUAGUGCUGAAGCUAUAUUGACUGCUUUAAAUGGUGUGGCCUCUUCAAGUAAAAAUGAUUCAAAGGAUGAUGAGUGGGCAUCCUCAGAUGAUGAUGCAGAUGCCAUGGAACAGGAUGACUCAGAAGCUGACAGAUCAUCAGUGAGUUUCAAAGAGCAUCGCCGCAAUCACUACGAUGAAUUCCGCAAGGUCAAGGAACUGAUGCGCACUGGAUCCCUGGUUGAAGACGAGGCCCGUGCGAACGAGCGAGCUGCAAACGACGUCGAAGACAAACCCGCAGGAGAGAAGGCAACAGGCGACAAGAGUGAAUCGUCAGCAUCACCUCAAGUAUGAGCCGCAAAGUGAUUUCUGUGGUCGCUAAGCCUAGGGAAGUUCAACUAAGCGGGAGCAUGCAGUUUGCGCCUGCUCUAUGUGUAUUGCUGGAUCCUUGUUUUCAUACCAGAUCGGAUGAUUUUCUGUACGCAAAGAACCUGUUCCUCUUUUCAUAUUUUGAGAUCUUGUGGUGCCUAAAGUGGUGGAGAAUUCUAGUUACGUCACGUUCAGUCAGGGGGCUAGAAUUUGCCUGGGCUGCUUUUUAUAAUUCUGGAACUGAGUUAUAUGGACAACCCUUUUCUUCGUGA